AUGAGUGGUUCAAAUGACACCCUCCUAUCCAAUAAAACUCUCGAUACAAAUGACUGGACAUGGUCAUUGCAAACAAUAAUUGUCUCGUUAACAUGCGGUCUAAUUACUCUUGCAACGAUUUUGGGCAAUGGUCUAGUAUUACUUUCCAUUAAAUUUCGUCUACAUACACGAUCGUAUUCCGAUUACUUCAUUGUCAGCUUAUGUUUGGCAGAUUUUUUCGUCGGAUUAUUCGUCAUGCCACCGAUGGCACUACAUACAUUUCGAUUAAAAUGGCCAUUUCACUAUCGUCUUUGUUAUAUGUGGAUGUCAAUUGAUUUUACUUGUUCAACAGCAUCCUUUCUUACACUGGCCUCCAUGGCGCUUGAUCGCUAUUAUGCACUUACAGCGCCGUAUUUUCAUCUACGAAAUCGAUCAUAUUCAUCUGUGUUAAUAUUCAUUGUUAGCUCAUGGGCAAUACCGUUUGCUAUAUGGCCGAUGUCCAUCUUUCUUGGUCAGCAUUUUAGUUCGCGUACACCAAUUUGUGCUCAUCCGGCGAAUCCUUACAUAAUUGUCGUUCUCUGUUCAUUCUUCUAUUAUAUUCCUCUCUUAUUCAUGUUAUGUUGCUAUUCCCGAAUCAUAGUGAAUAUCAAAAACAUUGAAGUUAUGAUCAAAGGUACUUGGGGAACGAUAAAAUACAACCCAAAUGAUUAUGGCAACGGUUAUACUCAGAACAGUGAUAAACACAAUCUUACUUCGACAUCAUCGCAAUCAACUUCGUCAUUACGUUCACUUCUACUAAGAUAUUUUCAACGGAAUACUACCAAACACCCUUUACAGAAUCCAACUCAUUCGGGAAAUGGAAGUCCAUACAAUGUUCCUGUAAAUCUAUUGAACAAUCGGUGCAAUCGACUGGGAACUGUCUCCAAUUACGGAUUUGCAUCGAAUACAUUAUCGCCUGUUCCUCUCUAUCGCUCCAAUCGACAGGCAACAACAGCAACAUUUACCGGUCAAAAGCGUUGUUUGAAUGAUGUUAUUGAAGAGAAACGAUCUAAACCUGAUUCGACACUCAAUCAAGAAGAAGAUUUGGUUCGAACACGUCUCAGUACACGAACAUCGUCUCUACCUGCCGCACGAUGUAUUUCCUACUAUCAUUUUCCAAGUUCAAACAUCUCCCAAACAAAAAUUCUCGAAGAUUCGCCUCAUACGCGCUUCAAUUCCAUCUCCAAUGAACGAAGUCGUUCACAUUCCCAUUCGUCGAAUCAAAGCGUGGGCAUCAAUGGUGGCAUAUUGACAACGGAUAUAUCCGAGCAUAGUUCAUCAUUUGAGAAUACUCUCGACGAUGAUCAUCGACGGUUAAGUCGACGUCAUUUACCCUCGCAUACUACAUCAACGUCAUUCAAUUCAAGUCGAUAUAGUCAACGUGCAGUGGCACAGUUCAUGCAUGAGAGAAAUAAGGCAAGAUUGAGACGAAAUCAAAAAGCAAGUCGGAUGCUAGACAAGAUUCGAUGGCACCAGAUUGACUUGCAGCAAGCGAAAAUCAUGAGUGAAUAUAAUGCUGAUAUCCGAGAUGAUGAAUGUUGUGGAGAUUCGAUUAAUAACGAUGAAAAUGAUGACAUAUUCGAUGAUUUAGACAAUAUUAACGAUUCCGAGGAGGAUCGUCGUUUGAUUACAGUUGGCAUUUGUGCACAAUGGAAGAAGAUCAAAGCGAAACCAAUGGAAGAAAUUCUUCAUCGUUUGGAACAGUUUGAAUUUCUUCGUAUAAUCGUCUUCACUGAAACAAUGAUACACGAAAAGUCUAUUGAAGAGUGGCCAUUCUGUCACGUGUUAAUUAGUUUUCACAGUAAAGGUUUUCCACUUGCUAAAACGCAAGAAUACGCUCGUCUCCAUCGGCCGUUUCUCAUCAAUGAUCUGGAUAAACAAUGGUGUAUCAUGGAUCGUAUUAAAGUUCAUGAAAUUCUAGACGAUACCGGCAUUCCUCAACCUCGGUAUGGUGUAGUUCGACGAGAAAAGAAUGAGGCUGGUGCAUGGAUAACCUUAUCAAAUGUAAUCGAACAGGAUGACCAAAUCGAAAUUGACGGGCAAAUAUUUCAUAAGCCGUUUGUAGAAAAACCCGUCUCCGCAGAAAAUCAUGACGUUUACAUAUAUUUUCCAUCGUCAGCUGGUGGCGGAUCUCAAAGAUUAUUUCGCAAGAUUGGUAGUCGAAGCAGCGUCUACACAUCGGAAAAUAGUAUACGUAAUGAUGGAUCGUAUAUUUACGAAGAAUUUAUGCCUACCGAUGGCACUGAUGUAAAAGUUUAUACGGUUGGUGCUGAAUAUGCUCAUGCUGAAGCACGAAAGUCUCCUGGUCUCGACGGUAAAGUUGAACGAGAUGAAUUCGGAAAAGAAGUACGUUAUCCAGUUAUACUACGAGCUGAUGAAAAAUUGAUUGCAAUGAAAAUAUGUUUGGCAUUUAAACAAACGGUUUGUGGCUUCGAUUUGCUCCGUGUAGAAGGCAAAUCUUUCGUUUGUGAUGUGAAUGGAUUUAGUUUUGUAAAAAAUAGUACGAAAUACUACGAUGAUUGUGCUUCCAUUCUCGGCCAUAUGAUAAUGCGAGAAUUAGCGCCUACGCUAUCAAUACCGUAUCCAUUAGCGUAUCAGCCAGAAGAUCCACCUUAUGUGCCGACAGCAUUUGGAACACGAAUGGAACUUCGAUGUGUGAUUGGCGUGAUUCGACAUGGAGAUCGAACGCCGAAACAGAAGAUGAAGAUGGUUGUACUCCAUCCUUUAUUUUUCCAAUUAUUCGAAAAAUAUAAUGGUCCAAAAAAUGGCCAUUUGAAAUUGAAACAUCCCGGUCAACUUCAGGAAGUACUUAAUAUCGCUCGAACAUUGCUCAAAGAAUUGGAUGAUGACGGACUAACAAAACUCCCAAAUUCAUCGGAAACAAGAGGAAAAUUAGUACAACUUAAACAAGUAUUAGAACUAUAUGGCCACUUUUCCGGUAUCAAUCGUAAAAUACAAUUAAAAUAUCUUCCGAAGGGCCCGCCAAAAAAAUCCAGUAGUGAAGAUGAAUUGGAUGACAUUCCCAGUCAACCAUCGUUACUCCUAGUAGUCAAAUGGGGUGGUCAACUGACUCAAACAGGCAAAAAUCAAGCUGAAGCUCUUGGGAAGUCAUUUCGUAAAAUGUAUCCAGGCGGUCAAGGUGCCGUUGGUGAUCGACCUGAUGUUGGUCUUCUUCGUUUACAUUCAACAUUCCGACAUGAUUUAAAGAUUUACGCAUCGGAUGAAGGUCGCGUACAGAUGACUGCUGCAGCAUUCGCCAAAGGUCUCUUAGCACUCGACGGCGAAUUAGCUCCGAUUCUUGUACAAAUGGUGAAAAGCGCCAAUACAAACGGUUUACUUGACAAUGAUGUCGAUUCAACGAAAGAACAACAGAAAGUCAAACAAACAUUACAUGAUCUUCUUGCCAAAGAUCGAGACUUCAAUCAGGAAGAUUAUGAUAAAAUCGCACCAACUCGAUCGCGUUCGUUCACCACAUCGAUGGACUUUAUCAAGAACCCAGUUGUUAUCUGUCGAAAGAUUCUUGAAUAUAUUCAUGAAAUGACAGUACUCAUUCGAACGCACGUAUUCAAAGGCGAAUCGACUACGCUUUUCCAUUCGGAAACAUGGGAUUUAUGUUUAAGACGAUGGUUAAAGCUUGAAAAAGACUUCUAUAAUAUUCAAAAGGACAAAUUCAAUAUUUCGAAAGUUCCCGAUAUCUACGAUUCUAUCAAAUACGAUCUCCUGCAUAACAAGAAUAAACUUCAAUUUCCACAUGCCGAAGAUUUAUAUGUCUGUUCGAAAGCAUUAGCUGACAUCGUUGUACCACAAGAAUACGGCAUGACGAUUGAAGAAAAGCUGAGUAUAGCUCGCGGUAUUGUCACACCAUUAUUACGGAAAAUACGAGCUGACCUACAAUGUAAUUUGACCGGCGUAUUGACUCAUGACGAACAUGUCAAUAAAUUAGAUCCAAGUUAUUCGAAAGGCAUUCAAACUCCAGGCCGACAUGUUCGUACCCGGUUGUAUUUCACUAGCGAAUCGCAUGUGCAUUCUCUUCUGACGAUUAUUCGUUACGGUGGUUUGUUGGAUACACAUGCCGAUGAACAAUGGAAGCGAUCAAUGAAUUAUCUUGAAACAGUCUCCGAGUUGAACUAUUUGACACAAAUUGUUAUCAUGUUAUACGAAGACUCAAGUGAAGAAAUGGAUUCGGAGAAACGCUUUCAUGUUGAAUUGCACUUUUCACCGGGUGCCUAUGGUUGCUUCGACGUUCCACCUGAUAUUGACUCAGUUACGUCUGAUGUGAAUACAAUUCGUACAGUAUUGCCAAAGAGUAAUCGCGAAGCAGCCCACAGUCCGCCACGAGAUCAAACCAAAGCCUUAUUGAUAGAAUCAACGAAUGCAACGUCAUCGCCAAAAGUGAUCAAUCCUGUUCCGACAAUAAUCACUGUUGACUGUGCCUCUCCGCCAAUGACGACGGAAAAAACGAAUCCAAAGAUGAUUAAAGAAUCGCAUGCAACGAAAAACUAUCAUCGAAAUAGCGAUGGAAUCAUACCGAGCUGUUCGUCAGAACCAAAUGACUAUGAAGAAAUACAUUCAACGUCUGUACCACGUUCGUCUCACUACGAUAAUUACCUAUUGAAACCCAAAUCCCUAGACAAUAGUGAAUCAAAACUACAACAAUCAAUCCUAACACACAAUUAUUACAAUACUAUUCACGGUGGUUUAUCCGAUAAACGAAUACUAAACUACGUUCCACUGACAAGUAUCUUCAGCACUCGAGUGAUUAGUGGUGCAAAAUCAACACCCGAUCUAAAUAAAUUACUCGAACGAAAACAAGCUGGAUUAAUCUGCCCGGAAACGGUUGUUCUCGCGCCAUUAGAAACAUUGAAUACCAAUCUGAAUUAUAAGAUUCUCGAUGAUUUUAUUGGCAAAAUGACUGGUUCAACUGUGAAAUUUCUCUCGACUGAACCAGAUGCCAUGCUUACGCCACCGCCAUUGCCUUCCGAUGUAGCGAUAAAUCGUUUUAGUGUUGAAUCUGUUGAUACUAACAACGGUCAGUAUGGAAACGACAGGAAAGGACGUGUUGGUUUUGUUAAAAUUCCUCAAUACUCGAUCAACACAAUCAGUGAAUUACCAGAAAAGAAUGAUUAA
This is a messenger RNA of Adineta ricciae, 5145 nucleotides long. Lineage: Eukaryota; Metazoa; Rotifera; Eurotatoria; Adinetida; Adinetidae. The record is from the annotation of a GenBank genome assembly.